This is a messenger RNA of Diceros bicornis minor, 661 nucleotides long. It is a transcript of the gene MED31, whose product is annotated as mediator complex subunit 31. Gene Ontology annotation, molecular function: transcription coregulator activity. The transcript is spliced from 4 exons. Gene Ontology annotation, biological process: regulation of transcription by RNA polymerase II. The record is from RefSeq and is a predicted model, not a curated record. The coding region runs from base 81 to 476 and encodes 131 amino acids. NCBI's taxonomy places the organism in Eukaryota, Metazoa, Chordata, Mammalia, Perissodactyla, Rhinocerotidae. Gene Ontology annotation, cellular component: core mediator complex; mediator complex.
GCCGCGGCUUCCGGAACCUGCCGCGCCGCUACGCGGGGUUGCUGUGUCCGGCUGGUGGCGAGUUACCGUGUUAGCUUGUGAUGGCCGCGGCUGUCGCUAUGGAGACAGAUGAUGCUGGAAAUCGACUUCGGUUUCAGUUGGAGUUGGAAUUUGUGCAGUGUUUAGCCAACCCAAAUUACCUUAAUUUUCUUGCCCAAAGAGGUUACUUCAAAGACAAAGCUUUUGUUAAUUACCUUAAGUACUUGCUUUACUGGAAAGAACCAGAAUAUGCCAAGUAUCUAAAGUACCCUCAGUGUUUGCACAUGUUAGAACUGCUCCAAUAUGAACACUUCCGCAAGGAGCUGGUGAAUGCUCAGUGUGCGAAAUUUAUUGAUGAGCAGCAAAUUCUGCACUGGCAGCACUAUUCUCGGAAGCGGAUGCGUCUUCAGCAAGCCCUGGCAGAGCAGCAACAGCAGAAUAACACAUCAGGAAAAUGAAAAGCCGGAUCCAGACUAGGCUCUUAAGACAUGCAUAUAUUGCUUUUGUACAGUGAAGACGAAAAGAGACUCUUCCUACCUACCUUUAUUGUGGUAGCACCUAGAACCUUUAGUGGACUAUUUAAUCCAACUAACUUUUUAUUGUUAAUAGAUUAUUUCUGGUAAACCAGAAUUGUUCUGCUUUG